UUUUCUAUCAAUAAAUACUUUGUGAACUUUGCAACUCAUAUCCCUCCGCUCGGUCUCUUUGCUAUUCGGCACGGCAAUUUUGUGAAUUUGCCAUCAUGUCUGCAGAUCUCCAGUGGCAGAUCAUCAGGAAGAACUCCUGCUUCCUCGUCAAGGGAAAUGGAGUCACUUUCACCAAGGAACCCAACAACCUGACUGGGCGUAACUCAUUCCGUUACAAUGGUUUGGUACACAAGAAAACCGUUGGUGUUGAGGCCUGCUCCGAUGGAAAGGGGGUUGUCGUGGUGACCAGGAAAUCAACUGGGGCAAGGAAACCAUCCAAGAGUUUCAGCCGGGUUGAGCUGAAGAGGGGCAGCCGCCGAUCCCUUGACACCAUCAGAAAGACGCUACGCACUAACCGUUACCGUAAGGACCUGAAGAUGCCCGCCCUACGACGCGCCAGUGCCAUUCUCUACAGUCAGCGACCCAUUGUCCUAAAGAAAAAGGCCCCAAGGAAGAAGAGGGAAUAGAUUGUUUAAUGUAUUGUGUACAGAAUAAAUAACUUGAAAAUGA
Molecule: messenger RNA, 549 nt
Organism: Lineus longissimus
Lineage: Eukaryota; Metazoa; Nemertea; Pilidiophora; Heteronemertea; Lineidae
Product: large ribosomal subunit protein eL28-like
Exons: 4
Coding region: 96-506 (136 amino acids)
Biological process (GO): translation
Cellular component (GO): ribosome; cytosolic large ribosomal subunit
Molecular function (GO): structural constituent of ribosome
Source: RefSeq, a predicted model, not a curated record